Molecule: messenger RNA, 3674 nt
Organism: Colius striatus (speckled mousebird)
Lineage: Eukaryota; Metazoa; Chordata; Aves; Coliiformes; Coliidae
Gene: RAD23B
Product: RAD23 homolog B, nucleotide excision repair protein
Exons: 10
Coding region: 142-1347 (401 amino acids)
Biological process (GO): nucleotide-excision repair; proteasome-mediated ubiquitin-dependent protein catabolic process
Cellular component (GO): cytosol; nucleoplasm
Molecular function (GO): proteasome binding; damaged DNA binding; ubiquitin binding
Source: RefSeq, a predicted model, not a curated record
GCGGCACUCGGCGAACCGUUGCCCCGCCUCCGCUGCCGCCUCUAGCUCCUCCUUCUCCUCCUCUUCCACGCCUGUCCCGCUGCGCUGCGGGGGUCGUGGGGGCAGGAGUGCAACUGCUACGGGCGGCCCGAAGCCGUCGCCAUGCAGAUCACCUUGAAAACGCUGCAGCAGCAGACCUUCCGGAUCGACAUCGACCCCGAGGAGACGGUGAAGGCACUGAAAGAGAAGAUUGAAUCAGAAAGGGGGAAAGAUGCUUUUCCAGUAGCUGGCCAAAAACUAAUUUAUGCAGGUAAAAUCCUUAAUGAUGAUACUGCUCUUAAAGAAUACAAAAUAGAUGAGAAGAACUUUGUGGUGGUUAUGGUGACAAAACCCAAAGCAGCAGCUGGAGCGACUCAGCAGUCAAAUGCUACUGCCACUGUUAGCUUGACAACUGCAACUCCCACACCACUUACUGCACCAGUCCCCGCUGCUGCCCCUGUGCCAGCUUCUGUCCCUCCACCACCACCAGCACCAGAUGCAGUUGCUUCUGAAUCUGAACCUGUGAGUGCUUCUGAAGAGGAAAAGCCAGCAGAAAAACCACCAGAAGCACCAGCUGCUGCCAGCCCAUCAUCAACUGACAGUACAACAGGUGAUACAUCUCGAUCAAAUCUUUUUGAGGAUGCUAUAAGUGCACUUGUGACAGGUCAGUCGUAUGAGAAUAUGGUGACUGAGAUCAUGUCAAUGGGCUAUGAACGAGAGCAAGUAAUUGCAGCACUGAGGGCCAGCUUCAACAAUCCUGACAGAGCAGUGGAAUACCUUUUAAUGGGUAUACCUGGCGAUAAUCAUGCUGUGGCUGAACCCACUCAAGCAGGAAGCACUGGUGUCUCUCAGUCUUCAGCAGUGGCAGCAGCAGUAGCAACUAUACCUACAACUACUAGUUCAUUAGGAGGACAUCCACUUGAGUUUUUACGAAAUCAGCCUCAGUUCCAGCAGAUGAGACAAAUUAUUCAGCAAAAUCCUUCUCUGUUACCGGCAUUGCUACAACAGAUUGGACGGGAGAACCCUCAACUACUGCAGCAAAUAAGCCAACACCAGGAACACUUUAUUCAUAUGUUGAAUGAGCCAGUUCUGGAGUCCCGCCAAGGUUUAAGUGGCAGUGAUGAUGGUGCCAGCACUGGAGGAGUAGCAGAAGCUGGAAAUGGUCAUAUGAACUACAUUCAAGUAACACCUCAGGAAAAAGAAGCUAUAGAAAGGUUGAAGGCAUUAGGGUUUCCCGAAGGACUUGUGAUACAGGCAUAUUUUGCCUGUGAGAAGAAUGAAAACUUGGCUGCCAACUUUCUUCUACAACAGAACUUUGAUGAAGAUUGAGAGACAUUUUUGUAUUUCACACCUCAUACCGGUGCAUUACACUAACUUUGUUCACUGGAUUGUCUGGGAUAUUUGGGCUUAUAGUCAUAAUGCUUGGUAUAAGGUGUAUGGGAAGGGUGGCAGGGAAGAGAACAUUGGAAACAAAGCAAAGAAAGCAGCAAGUGUGUCUGCUUUAAUUUAGCAGAUGCAGAAAAUCACAGUGUAAAAUAAUAUACAACCAAAAAUCAGCUUCUGCAGAUCAUUAGUUCCUUCUGUAAACUGUAGGUUAACUUUUGCUAGGUAUUCACUUACUGUACUAGUUCCAGAAAUGUAAUGUAAUGCCCUGCUUCCUGUUCCUUUCUACUUGGUAUUGAUAUUGGAAGUAGCAUGUGCUGCCUACAUUCUGCAAUCUGUAUUUCAUGGCAACACUGGAUAUCAGCUUUCUGAAAUCUAAGAGAUCUGAGGAAAUGUAAACAUGAAUGUCAAAAUAUGGUAGUUACUUUGCUUUCUCAGAUGCAUUAAGUAGUGCAAGAAGUACAGUAUUUUGUUUAAUGCUGAAUUAAAACAACAUUGGUAUUUUUUCCAAAUGAAAACCUGUUUCGAUUAAAAGUGUAUUGAUCUUUGAGAAACACCACCUGCUUCUUUGUCCCCCUCAAAUGAUCUGAGAAGCUAUAUAUACAUAUAGAUAAAAUUAUUCUCCUGUUCACAUCUUCUAUUUUUAGGGAAAAAAAAAAAUCUAAUUACUGUUCACUUCUAUGUUAUCAUAGAAUGAUUUGGGUUGGAAGGGACUUUAAAGAUCAUCUUGUUCUAACCCCCCUGCUGUGGACAGGGACACCUAGUAUGUUGGGUUGCUCAAAGCCCCAUCCAGCCUGGCCUUGAACACUUCCAGGGAUGGGGUGUCCACAACCUCUUGGCAACCUAUUCCAGCUCCUUGCCACCCUUGCGGUGAAGAAUUUCUUCCCUACUUUUAUGUUAUGUUAAAGUUUUAAAAACAACAGAUUGCAUGUUUGGUUUUGCUAUAUACACUUUUGUGAGCUGAAUAUUCUUCUUCUGCCAGCAAACAAAAUGCAAGCUUUAUUUUUAUCUGCUGCAAUGAGACUGUAUCAAAUCAAAUUUCACCUUCCAAACUUCGUCGAACAGAUUUUACAACACAGCUGUAAGCGUCUCAAGAUACUGGUGUUCUGUUGCUCUUGAGCAGGUUGUAAUGAUCAAAUUAUUUCUGUUCAGGAAAGAAUUAUGAGAAAGAGAAGCUGAGGUAUCAAGCAAGCAAUCAAGUUACUUCAGCCUAAAAGAAUCUGCACUUAUACCUUUAUAUAGAAAAUAAGCUCAUCUUACAGAAUUUUGAGUCUUACUUCUUGGUACCUACUGGCCAUUUAUUUAAUCAUCAUAAAAUGUAACAAUCUUCCUUUUAAUAUACAUGGACUCUUAGAAAAGAUUUUGCUCUUCAUUUCAAUACUAGCAAGGAAAGCAAAUUGAAAUAUAAUCUGAAGCUAUUAUGUGCAACAUUUCCAGAACACAGCUUGGGGAUAUUUUGAAUUUUUAUGGUUUUACUCCAGUUCUCUGAAUUACAAAUUUAUCUCUACAGUAACUGAGAAAAUAUUAUUAGUAGUACAGUGCUGAGCUGUUGUACCACUUAUGAUAUUAACAAUGUAGUGGUACAACUGAGAAAUUAUUUUCUGCUUAGACUGUGCAUUAAUGGAUUAACUAAUGAACUACUACUAAAGAUCAAAGUACAAGUCAAGUGUCUUGAGAAAAAGAGCAAGAAAGAAUUAUCUGCACAAAGUACUGAAAUGUAUUAAAGCCUUUUACUUUUUCUUUCUUUACAAAGACAUCUGUGAUGCUUUCCCAAAUAGUGUGUAUUUUAAUUAUUCUGAUUAUAUUGUUUUCAUAGGUGUGUGAUGUCAAAUCUAUCAGUAGGAGGUGUGAUAAUGCUAAACAGAAAAUAACUCUUUCAUAAUGCUUUCAUUUUUAGACAAGUUAAUACUCAUUUGAGCUAAAUAGGAUUCUCAGUAUAUUUAUGGACUGGAAGAGAUGGAUUUCAAUCUAACACUCUGCAAGAAAAAAGGGGAUAUUUGUUAACUGUAAAAGAACCAGCUGCCAGGUACUUGAAAAAUGCCAAAUUGAUACAAGGACUUCUUGAAUGUACUUUACUACAUAGCUAAUACCUUACUAAGACAAAUGCUUUUAGUUUGUGGGAGUCUUCUGUACUGUUCAAAUUGCUAUCAGAAAUAAGUGUUCCAUCACCUGGAAGAUGGAGAGUAAAGCAAGAAAAUCUGUGGGUGUUGCAGUCUACUCCCUACAAUUUUGAUUCUGAAAUGUUUACUUAUUAUAAAUGUAUUUGAAUUAAA